This is a messenger RNA of Sebastes umbrosus (honeycomb rockfish), 2985 nucleotides long. It is a transcript of the gene bbs7, whose product is annotated as Bardet-Biedl syndrome 7. Bases 445 to 2586 code for a protein of 713 amino acids. The record is from RefSeq and is a predicted model, not a curated record. Gene Ontology annotation, cellular component: axoneme; neuron projection; membrane. Lineage: Eukaryota; Metazoa; Chordata; Actinopteri; Perciformes; Sebastidae. The transcript has 19 exons. Gene Ontology annotation, biological process: intracellular transport; intracellular protein localization; non-motile cilium assembly.
GUCACGGCUUGUUACGGAUGCUGCGUCGCCAUGACAACGGGCGCUGCGUUUAUGUGGUCCUGAAGUGUUUUCAGAGAGCUGCCUCACUAAUAUCCGCGUUAAAAAGAGGUUUAUGUUCGGUUUUACCACAUAUACAGGUGGUCAGCUGCUUCAGGUGUUUAUGUGUCGCUCGGUAGAUUUAGUUAAAGAUGAUAUUUUUCAUCAAAAUAGACAGUUUGCGUGUGAAUAAAUCGUGUUAGCUCGCUAGCUAACGUUAGCACAAGGAGCUAAUCUCCUCUCUUUAGAUAAUCCCUGUCUCUCUCUCUCUUCACCAUUACUACCGUCUUCAACAAGUUGUGAGUGGCAUAAAGUGGACUGCAACUAAUGAUCCCAGCAGUUUUAUGACCGGAUAACCUAGCUGGAAGAUUUAAGAUAGAUAGGUAAAACACCCAGUGGAGACAGAAGAUGGAGAUCCACCUUAAUCGAGUUGAUUAUAUUCAGGUCGGUGUGACAUCCCAGAAAACUAUGAGGCUGCUUCCAGCAUUGGGGAAAAAGGCAACCCAAAAGGUCGCUGUUGCUGAUCAUGAUGGUAUACUAACGUGUUUUGGGAUGAAGAAGGGAGAAGCAGUGCCGGUGUUUAAAACACUUCCAGGGCAGAAAAUAGCCAGAAUGGGCCUUGGAGGAGCUGCAGGAACUCCACAGGAGAAGAUCUUUGUUUGUUCUGGAUCUCAGGUUCGCGGAUUCACCAAGAAAGGCAAACAGUUCCUCACAUUUGAAGCCAACCUCACUGAGAGCAUCAACGCCAUGCAUGUCUCAGGCGCUGAUCUUUUUGUGUGUGCGAGUUACAUCUACAACCACUACUGUGACUGCAAGGACCAAAACUACUACCUCUCAGGAGACAAAAUCAAUGAUAUCACAUGUUUGACCUCAGAAAACCUGACUCGCCUCGUCCCGGUCCUGGCCUGCCAAGAUCGGGUUCUCAGAGUCUUACAGGGAUCCGAGCUUGCCUAUGACAUUGAGGUCCCUGGCCCUCCGUCUGUCUUGGAACUGUACAACAAAGAUGGAGGAGAUGAAAUCCUCUAUGGAACUACAGAUGGCAAAAUAGGACUGGUCCAGAUCGGUGAGAGCUCAGCUGCAACCAAAUGGGAGAUCGACAACGACAAAAAGAAAGGAGGAAUUCUUUGCAUCGACACUUAUGACAUUAUGGGAGACGGAGUGAGUGACAUCCUGGUGGGCCGAGAUGACGGGACAGUUGAGGUCUAUGGUUUCGACAGCGCCAGUGAGCCCACAUUACGCUUUGAGCAUGUGUUGUCAGAGAGCGUAACUUCCAUCCAGGGUGGCUGCGUGGGGAAGGAGUCAUAUGAUGAGGUCUUGACUGCCACUUACACAGGGUGGGUGACUGGUUUGACCACUGAGCCCCAGAAGGCUGAGGCCGGCCCCGGAGACGAGGUCAGAAUGAGUAAGGAGAUCCAGUCCAAAGUAGAAGCACUCAGGGCAGAGCUGGAGCAACUGCAGGUCAAAGUCCUGCAGGGCCGUGAGCAGUACCAGCAGACCUCUCAGUCGAGCACAGCCGUCUCUGCUGUGCCCGUCUUCAGCAUCAACGACAAGUUCACCCUCUGCCAGGACGACGCCAGCUACAGCCUCACUCUUGAGGUGCAGACCGCCAUCGACAACCUGCUGCUCCAGAGUGACGUCCCCAUAGACCUGCUGGAUGUGGAUAAGAACUCAGCUGUUGUCAGUUUCAGUGAAUGUGAUUCAGAGCAGCCUAAUGGGAACUUCCUCCUGGCCACAUACAGAUGUCAAGCUAACACUACCAGACUCGAGCUCAAGGUGAGGUCCAUCGAGGGACAGUAUGGGACCCUGCAGGCUUACAUUACCCCCAGACUGCAACCAAAGACGUGCCAGGUCCGCCAGUACCAGAUCAAACCUCUGUCCCUCCACCAGCGGACACACAGUAUAGACCAAGAAAGGCCCAUGAACAGGCUCAGUCUGGUGGGGCAGUUCAGUUUUGCUGAGAUUCACUCCUGGGUGGUCUUCUGUUUGCCAGAGGUGCCUGAGAAAACACCAGCAGGAGAGAGCAUCACUUUCUAUUUCCACAACACCUUUCUUGGGACACAGCUUGAAGCCACCUACUGCAAAGGGGAAGGUCACUUCAAGUCAGACAACAUCUCUACCAUCUCCAUACUGAGUGAUGUUCUCUCAAAAGAAGCCACCAAGAAGAAAAUCAAUCUGAACGUUUCAUAUGAUAUCAAUGAUGACUCUGUGAGCCACACCCUGAAGAUGAUACAUCCAAAGCUGGAGUACCAGCUGUUGUUGGCUAGAAAAGUUCAGCUUAUCGAUGCACUUAAAGAGCUUCAGGUUCAUGAGGGGAACGCUGACUUCCUCAUCCCAGAGUAUCGCAACAUCUUGGAUGAAUCUGCUAAUCUCCUCGAGGAGUACAAGAAGCAGCCAGCGCACCUCGAGAGGCUUUAUGGAAUGAUCACAGACCUCUUCAUCGACAAAUUCAAGUUUAAAGGCCAGAAUGUGAAAUCCAAGGUGUCCUCGUUGCUGGAGAUUCUCGAUAAUUAUGACUUAAAUUCUCUCUUAGCCUUUUUCAAUGAGGCAUGAUGUCGUGUAGAUCAGAGGGUGUUUAUUUACUUUGAGCGUCUUUAUUUGUGCUAUUUUUGUAUUGUAAAUACAAAAGUUUUGUUUUAUAGUAGUUACUACGUAGCUGCGUCAAUGUCAUGUUGUCAUACUGUCAUUUAGAUACUGUUUGUCCUACUUAUGAUGUACAAUAUUUAAAUAUUUAUAAUAUAUUUUGAUAGCUUAUAAAAGCAAGGGUGGUAUUAAUAAACCACUAAAAGGUUCCUCUUUUUAUUAGUGACCAAGCUUUGGUUGAGGUUUGACAUUUCAGUGACCAAAUAUAGGCCAGUUAAAAGCACACAAAAGAAUGUAUGUUUUUAUAUCAUAAUAAUCAUAGCACUGUGAGUUCCCCCUCUUGAAAUAAAAAUUAAAACAAAUUUGUCA